Molecule: messenger RNA, 2872 nt
Organism: Amoebophrya sp. A120
Lineage: Eukaryota; Dinophyceae; Syndiniales; Amoebophryaceae
Source: the annotation of a GenBank genome assembly
UGGGAAACAUCCUGAAUGCUAGGACCGAUGUGGUUGUUUUGGUAUAAUUGGAAUAGGACGACACUCUGCGUGCUCGACAGCCCCAAGUAGAGCCGCCCGUUACGUUUGUUUUGACCGCUUCUACUAUACUUGUCACAGUGAUCGUGAUGUGGUGGAGAAAAGCAAAGGAUAAGGAAGACUACUACGAUGUGAAGACAAAACUAGAUAGGUUUUGAGAAGGACAGCGAAUAGCUGCAAAUCAACAGGAUGCCGGUGUAUGGCGUCGAGUUUGUCGGCGACAGUUGGAAGCACAACUGUAUCUUUUUGUGGCACUGUUGGAUUCUGUUUUCCUGCUGCUGCCUGAUCAUCGGACUGGACAUUAGUCAGACCAUCACGCCUCGGGUCGGCCCGGUCGGCGGCGGACAUAACUACGGUCUGGUGAACAAUAACUACAACAACGGGAGCACUUACUGCAGGGAGAACUGUUGCGUCAACAACACGCAGAACAAUGUCAUGGCCCACUUGGUCUUCAACGGCGUUGCAGUGCUUUUCUUCAACCUGUUCAAGAUCGUCGGCCUGUUCAUGGGCCUUUGCGACACGGAGUACAUGGCGAACGGAUUCCAAGAGCUCGGGUCGGUCAAGUUUGCCUUUUCGCUGCUGGUCACCUUUCUGUCCCUUACCGUGGACAUCGUUUUCCAGGACGUGCUGACGAAAAUGAAAUUCUUUGGGGUAUACAUAGUUUUCAUUACCGGAUGCCGACCAUGAUGACGAAGUGGAAGUGCUUUCUAUUCAUGUUACUUCGCGGAUAGUGAUUACUUGAAAGUCUCUUGAAUUCUGUUUCUAUGUCUAUCGAGCAGCCUCAUGAUGAUUGUCAAACGUCUUGAUGAACAUUUCCGCUCCCACUAAUUCUCUACCAGGUUUUCGUGCAGUGUAACGGACGGCAGAAUCUUGACAAUUGGAGCCCGGUGCCAGCUUACCUCUAUCUCGCGUUGAACUACGCCUUUCACGGUGUUUACGUGGUUGCCAUGAUUGGGGCGUACUGUUCGGGGGAAGCGCGGGAAAACCGGCGCAAAAAGCGGCGACGGGUAAUCCGAUCCGCGCAGGUGCUGCCAAACCACGUGACGACACUCUCGGACCUGGACGAGUUGCCGGAUUUGGAGUUUGCCAGCCCGAGGUACCGUCGAGCAUCACGGAAAAUCAGUCUGGUCGCGACAUCGACGGGGGCGCAGCGGCGGGGCGGGGACUUCGAGGCCGGGGAUAUAGACCAUCUGGGUGUCGGAACCAGUGGCGCACGACAUCAUCACCUCGAGGGGAGCUCUUCCUUUGGAAGUGGGAACACUAACAGAACAAGAAACUUGAUGGACCAGCACUCGGUAACUGGGUCCUCGUCUUCAAAACUAAACGGGUUAACGCAGCAUCAACAUCCUCUUCCGUCCGCCCGAAAUAAAAUUGGCACCUCUAGUAGCAGCACAGCUCCCGCCUUCGAAACGGCAAACACAAGACGCUCCUCGUCAAAAAACAGUGUGAGUCAUCAUGCGCUUUCUAGUAGUUCUCGCAACUCGCGACCGAGUAGAACUUCGAUCAAUAUUAAGAGGAGCGCCCGUACCACCGGCGGGGCUGCCAGGACGUCCAGUCGCGGUUUAUUGCACAGUGGCAGUUACUCGUCUUAUCCAGAACAGACCACGGAGCAGGUCAACGGUUUGUCGGAAAAGCGCGAAAGUACUGUGCGUGGAUAUCAUGAGAAUAUCGUCCCCUUUGCAGAGCCAGAUCAGGUUGACACGAAGCUGCACCUGCAAACGACCCAAGGCUUUCGUCCUAAGCGACCAAGGAAGCCCCCGGCCGCACCCCCAUCGUUGAUGCCAACACCAACAGGAGAUGGAGCUGCCAGAGCUAGGUCUUCGAAAUCUGGCGGCACCGUGAUAUGAAAGAUCAUGCGACACUGCCCGGCGCGGCCGCGGAUGCCGCAUAACAGAAAAGUAAGUCAGGCAAGCCUUUUCCUUGCCAAGCCGUGGGAGCGGGGAAUUAGUAGAACAGGUGACGCUUCUCAGGUGUUUGUGCAAAACGAGGAUGCCACGUCGUGCAAAACAUUCUAAGGACGGCGUAAAAAAGCAAGAACCCGAUAAAGAAAAAAGAGGACCACGAAAGAUUGUUUGACGGCUCCGACUUUCCUCACCCUUUGUAUGCCUAAAUAUUCGCAUAUACAAGAGACUGAUUCUUGUUGGCAUCAAUUAAAAAGAAGUACGAACAAGAUGAAAAAAAUUCUAAACGCAGGAUAGCAGCCACACUCCAUCUGCCACCAUAGGAGCGACAAUUCUCUCCCUCUCGUAAAGCAAGAAAAUCCGACCCAACCCCCAAGUAAAAGUCAAGUAAGCGACAAUGAAAAUGCGACUCCACCUCUAGUAAACCUAAACCCCCACACUCCCGAGUAAGACUUAUUCUAGCAAUGAAUCACACAGUAAUGCGGUUCAUGGAAAAUAUAAAUAAUGAACAUGAAGCGGCUCUGACACGCAAUGUUCUUGAUAGAUGGUUGCCUGGCAGAGCAUUUGCAGCAAAAGCCAUGGAGACCCGUUCUCUUUUGCUGCUUCUCCCGCGCGAAUGAUCACGAUCCCCAUGCCCUGGCAAUGAACCCGUAACAAAGCACGGGGGCACUUUGUAUUGCUCCUGUGCAAAACUACUGCUACAGAGGGUCCGUCCUGUUUUCAUCCAUGCUGCGAAACCCAAAGCAGGAAUAAGGAGACCCUCAAUAAAACAAGUUUUGAAGAACUCUGAAGCGAUAAAGGAAUACGAAUAACAUUUCUUUGCCUUACGCACUGAGCUACGGUUUUUGUACCGGUACCUGUAAAAAUUCAAGUAAAAAGUAGAAUGAAGAUUCAUGAAAACCUUCCAAAAUAAA